Molecule: messenger RNA, 867 nt
Organism: Mercurialis annua (annual mercury)
Lineage: Eukaryota; Viridiplantae; Streptophyta; Magnoliopsida; Malpighiales; Euphorbiaceae
Exons: 4
Coding region: 1-867 (288 amino acids)
Biological process (GO): cortical microtubule organization
Cellular component (GO): cortical microtubule
Source: RefSeq, a predicted model, not a curated record
AUGAGAGGAGGACGGAAAGAGAAGAAGAGAGACGAUGACCUUCUUUUAUUCAAGGAGCUCCGUAAACGUGAAAAAGAUCAUCUCGCAAAUCUCCUCCAUCCCCUCGUUUCUGAGGACUUCGAGCCUAAUACCGCUCGGAGUUAUGCACUCAACAAAAUGAAUAAUGCAUCAAGAUAUGAUUUUUCUGGUGAAAAUCUCGAUAAAAAUGAUUAUGAUUGGUUGAAAACGCCACCGGCAACGCCUCUAUUUCCUUCGCUGGAGAUGGAAGCAGCAAAUGCCCCUCAGCUUGUGCUUCAACGGGAAAUACCUAUUCUACCGCAGCAACCCCUUUCGCGGUUUGCAAUUACUACUAGUACAGAAGCAUUGAAGGGAACAAGUAGCGGUUCAAAAGUAAAACCAGUCACAUCUCAGACCAAACUCAACCUUAAAUCCAACAAUCCAACGCAAAACCAUAAACAACCUCAAAAACUCAAUACUAUCACCUCACAUUCAAAACCUACGCCCACCACAAACCAUCCAGUAAAAUCUACUCCAUCAUUCUCAAAUCCUCCGAGUAAUCUGAGGACUAAUCGUGCAAAUUCUGCUACACGGGCUCGACCUUCUGUAGUACCAACCAAGGUCCCAUCACCACCAAUUCAUAAAAACACGAGCUCACCGAGGACUAAUGGGACUAAUCGUCCAACUUCUGCUCCAGGGCGACCUGCUGUAGUCGUCCCAUCGCCACCAAUUCAUCAGAACACGAGCUCACCGAGGACUAACGCGACUCAACUAUUUGGGAGUAGAAUGGCUGACAAGAUUGUAACGGCUAGAAAAUUAGGAGGUCGUGAUAGAGAACCAAAACCAAAGCCUCUACAUUCAUUACGGUAA